AUGCCCGUGGUUGUGGUGGUGUAUCUCAGACUGUCAGACGAGGCCACCCUCAAAGCCUCCGUGCGCAUGUUCCUCGACAUGCGAUUUAUGCGGUCUUUCAAAUGUGACAUGCUCGCUCUGUGUCGUUGGAUUUUGUCCGUGAAGAAGAAUUAUCGUCAGGUCACCUAUCAUAAUUGGCGACAUGCGUUGAAUGUGACCCAGACAAUGUUUGCCGUGAUCAUGGUAAGUCAGAAAGUGGCCCCGAAGACGGAGGACUGA
This is a messenger RNA of Echinostoma caproni, 258 nucleotides long. The record is from the annotation of a GenBank genome assembly. Lineage: Eukaryota; Metazoa; Platyhelminthes; Trematoda; Plagiorchiida; Echinostomatidae.